AUGGACGAGUCAGAAAUGCUACAGCUUGAUAUUCGUAUCUCGGAGGCACGAGAACAUCUUGGUCUCACUGCUGACGACCGCCUCGACCGAGCUGGGCGGCUAUAUGAUCUUGCAACUCUGUUAAACGACCGUUACUCCGUGACUGAGGAGGACGUAGAUCAAGACGACGCGAUUGACUUGGCCAAGCAAGCUACAAAAUGUCUCUCAUACCUCGACCAUGAUAGGGCAGAAUGUCUGAGCUUUCUUGGACACCUUUUAGGUAACAAGUUCUCAAGGACAGGUGAUAUGGAUAUCCUGGAUGAGGCAAUCGUCGUUGCACAACAGGCGGUUCAUGAGACUGUUGCUAAAAAUCCUAAAUAUUCUGAGCGUCUGUACGAGGUUUCCCUCUUAUUGAAUGACCGAUUCCUUAUGACGAAAGAAAUUCGCGAUCUCAACGAGGCCAUCGCCAACACCAGGCUGUCCAUUGAUCAUCCACCUAGUAGGACUAGUCCACAUCGGAUGGAGUGGCUGAACAGCCUUGGGGCCUUUCUCUAUACUCGAUUUAUGCAUACGGAGUCAGUUUCUGAUCUGGACGAGGCCAUUGAUCUGGCCAAGGAAGUUAUUAAAAUCGUUCCAAAGGAGGAUCCUGACCGGCCAGUGCUCUUGCAAAAUCUUGCUCUUCGACUUGACAGACGAUUCUCGAUCACGGCGGACAUAUCAGAUUUGGAUGACGCGGUUGAGGGCAUCAAGGAAGCCAUCGAUUUAACGGGCUCCGAUGAUCCAGAUAUGCGCGAGUAUGCACACCAACUAGCAGCCCUUCUCGCCCACCGGUUCUCGAACACUCAAAAGUUAACCGACCUUGAAAUAGCAAUUUCAAGCACGAGGAGUGCUUCAAGGAUAGCCACUGGUCUCGACUUGGAGAGAGAGUUGUUCGAGAGUCUCGGUUCGUUGCUGGCCGCCCGAUUUUCAAUACUGGCUGAGACUCGAGAUAUAGACGAAGCUAUCACCCUUGCAAGAAUGGCACUUUCACUAGCCACGACCAAGGAUCCAGAAGAAGUACCCGAUUUAGGACCAAUGCUGAAUUCUCUCAGUAUAUACUUAGGUGACCGAUUCUCUCAAUGUGGUGUCCCCGCAGACCUGGACGAAGCAGUUGGAGUUGCAAAACAAGCAAUCGAGGAAACCUCUUCCGAUGACCCAUGCCGUCUGGAUUAUAUGAGCACUCUCAGCGUGCAUUUGAGGGAGCGCUUCUCCUGUACUGGAGCUAUUACGGACCUAGAAAAUGCCAUCAACACCUCAAGAGAGAUUAUCAAAGGAACUCCAGAAGAUCAUGCUGACAGACCAACACGGCUUAUCAACCUGAGCAAGCAGCUGAACGACCGUUUCUCUCAUUUGGGUAAAGAGAGCGAUAUCGAGGAAUCUAUUGACAUCGCCAUGGGAGCCGGAGCUCGACAUACUGCUCAAGGAAACCUUGAAGACUUGGAAGAGGCUAUCCAUGUUAGCCGACAAGCAAUUGGAAUAACUCCUGAUCGUGAUCCAGAACGUGCCACACGAUUGAACAACCUCUGCGUUUUGCUUGGCGACCGAUACGCAGCUUUAGGAGAAGUGACGGACCUUGAAGAGGCCGUACGGGUGAUUCGAGAUGCUAUCAAAACUACUCCCAAUGGCAGUCCAGAUAUCGGGGUCUUUCUGAACUCCCUCAGUGUACGGUUGGGCGAUAGAUACGCAGCACGAGGAAGCGUGGCGGAUCUGGAAGAGUCUGUUGUAGUCGCCAAAAGAGCAGUCGAAUUGACUGCCGUCAAGAACUCAAACCGGGCUAGAUACCUGAAGAAUCUCAGCCUUCAAUUAGGAAGACGUUUCGCAAGCGUUGGAGAGAUGCAAGACUUGGAUGAAUCUGUUGAGGUGGCCAGGAAGGCUCUUGAAUCCACAGUGGAAGGCCAUCGGGACCGGCCAAUACUACUGCAUAACCUUGCUUUGCAACUCAGUACCCAGUUCUCACGCACAGGUUCGACGGAAGCCUUAGAAGAGGCCAUCAGUCUCGCAAGAAAGGUUGUUGAUAUAACCUCCGAUAAGCAUCCGGAGCGGGCAGCACAAUUGAGUACCCUUGCGGUGGUCUUGUGCACGCGAUAUCAGCAGUUUGGCGCAAUAGCAGAUCUUCAUGAGGCCAUUGAUGCUUCUAGAGGAUCGGUCAAAGCCACAUCUGGUGGUAAUGCUAAUCGGUUCUUGCGAUUGAACAACUUCAGUGCUCAUCUUUACUAUCGAUUCAGUCGAUCCCCAGACUUGGAUGCGGGUAUGGCUGACCUUGACGAGGCCAUUCGCACUGCCCGUGAGGCAAUUGAAGCAUGUCCCGACGGCCAUUCUGAGCGACCCAACUUGAUGAGCAACCUCGGCGUCCAACUCACCAGCCGAUUCCUGAAGACCAACGACAUAAAGGACCUAGACGAGUCCAUUAAUGUGGGCGAAGAAGCUGUUAAGAUGGUUGAUGUAGGCUACUCCGAGAGAGCGGCAUGGUUGUUUAACCUCAGCCGCUCUCUAGAUCACCGAUACAUGAACACGAAUGAGUUAGAUGACUUGGAAGGGGCCACAAUGACAGCCAGAGAAGCAGUGGAGGCGACUUCUGAUGACUAUCCUGGUAGAGCAGGAUUACUCAAUAAUUUGGGACACCACCUGGACUCUCGUUUUCUCCAUACCGGCUUGGAAGAAGACAAAGUGGAGUCCAUGCGCUGUUACGAAGAGGCCUUGAUGUCCCCAGUUUCUCUUCCUACCUAUCGUAUCUUCGCCGGUCGGUACCUUCUCUCGACCCCAGAGAUUCUUCGUCGGGGUCAACGAGCUUACGAAAUCGCGAAAACAACUAUCGACUUGAUCCCUCUAUCGGCCCCCAACUCACUAGCGUCCACUGAUAAGAAAGUCAUUCUUUCUCAGAUCUCAGGUCUCGCCUCUGAUGCGGCCGCUGUGGCUCUACACACAGGACAAGGAGCUUCUGCUGCUAUUCAACUUCUCGAAUCUGGACGUGGCCUGUUAGCUGGCUCGCUCCGUGACCUACGGACCGAUCUUUCCUCCAUUCGUGAGGAGCAUCCUGACUUGGUCAAGUCUUUCUACGAACUCCGUACUGUGCUUGACUUACCAGCCGUAACAGAUGGCAUGAUGACUACCAAUACAACAUUUGGUCCAUCCCAAAGUCUUGGGACGGACAGCCGUCACUGGGCUAGUCGACAGAUGGUGAGCGUCUUGAACGAGUUUCGGGCAAUUCCUGGUCACGAGCGGUUUCUUCUACCAGCUGCUGACGCCGAAAUGCGUGCCGCUGCUGAGGAAGGUCCCAUUGUCAUGAUCAAUGUGAGCUCCCAUAGAUGCGACGCCCUUCUCGUUGAGAAAACUGGUUUUCGAGCUUUGCUCCUCCCAAGGCUAUCCAAGGAUGAGAUCUCUCAACGAUCUCAGAGUCUCCAUUCUCUCGAAACACUGGAGUGGCUCUGGGAUGCUGUAGUGGAGCCGGUUUUGAAAGCUCUUGGUCUUAAUAGACCCUCACCGGAAGCGAACUUGCCUCGAAUGUGGUGGAUUCCUACAGGACCGCUAAACAAAUUCCCUUUCCAUGCAGCCGGCUAUCACCUAGAUUCUGGGGGCAGCACUACACUGGAUAGAGUGAUAUCGUCCUACGCGUCUUCAAUCAAAGCCAUUAUCGAUACUCGUCAGGCACGUAACGAAAAGACCGAUCUCAGUUCCACGAGUCAUGUUGUUGUUAUGGCCAUGAACAAGACCAAAGGACAGAGCUCGUUACAAUACCCAGAUGCAGAGGUCAAAGUCGUCGAGUCGAUGUGUCAUUUGGCAGGACUUCCAGUACAACGUCCGCAACCACGGAAAGCCGAGACAAUAGCAGCCCUCCAGGAAUGCCAUGUAUUUCAUUUCGCAGGUCACGGUAGCACGAAAUCCGACCCAUUGAAUAGCCUCCUCUACCUCGAAGACUGGCAAGAUCACCCUCUCACAGUAGGGAGCCUACUUGAUACCAAUCUUCGCUCUAGCGCACCGUUCCUCGCUUACCUCUACGCUUGUAAGACGGGUGAUAGCUUAGACGAAAAGCUAGCCGAUGAGAGUCUCAAUCUUACGAGCGCCUUUCAAUUAUCGGGAUUCCGACAUGUCAUUGGAACGCUUUGGGAGGUGGAUGAUGCUUUGUGCGUGGACAUGGCGGGGAUCAUAUACAAGGUUCUGGGCCAGAGAGGAUUCCAUGACAGAUCUAUCGCUGAAGCACUGCGUCAAGCUACCUAUAUUCUGAGGGAUAAGUGGCUAGUUGACGAAAGGGCAAGAGCUGAGCUUAGAGGUGAGCGGGAUGUCGUCUUGUGCGAUGAUAAGGUCGCCAGAACACCUCUUUGGGUGCCCUGUAGUCCUGACUUCGCACCGCGCGUCAGCGAACAAAGAAACAAGACCGUCAACGAGUCAGAGGCUGCCAUCAUGUCUAGAAGGGACAGAGACGAAGUCGAUCAGAACACCUGGCCUAUCGUUGCCAAAGAGUUCCUGUUGCUUGGCGUGACUAACGUGGUCAUCACGCUUGGAGUCAAGGGUGCAUUCUAUGCGAAUCAGGAUGGGAGCGGUCAUUGUCCGGCCUUUAAUGUCAAGGUCAAAGACGCUACUGGUGCAGGGGAUACAUUCACGGGAACUUACGCCUCGGAGUAUGUUCGACAGAAGACUGUGGGGAGGCGGGAUAUCAAGAGUGCGGUAGUCCGUGCAAACAAGGCAGCUGCUAUCACCAUCCAAAGCUUUGGAGCACAAAACGGGAUCCCCUGGUCUGACAAGAUUGAGAAAUUCGAUGCUCCUGAAAUGUCACCACACGCGUUCCGUUCUGAUUCAACAGCUUUCUCAUGUAGCAAUGAUCAGGAGCCGGCGGACGACAGCAAGCACAACUGCUGUCUGCACAUCAAGAAUGCCAGUGAUGCUUGGUGGUUGACAAACCCCAACGUUACUAAGAAAGUCUGCGAGCAGUACAAGGAUAUCGCGAAAUUUGAUGGAGAGACUUGCAAUGGAGAUGAGAUUGACGAUGCUGAUUGGAAGAGCAAGUGCAAGGAGUGGGGAACAACUUUCUUCGGCUGGACAGAUGAGCGUGUCGGUGCUGGGCAUAACGGAACAUGCUAUCCCAUAGAUAACUAA
Fusarium coffeatum is the source of this 5109-nucleotide messenger RNA. RefSeq lists its product as uncharacterized. Bases 1 to 5109 code for a protein of 1702 amino acids. Gene Ontology annotation, molecular function: protein binding. NCBI's taxonomy places the organism in Eukaryota, Fungi, Ascomycota, Sordariomycetes, Hypocreales, Nectriaceae. The transcript is spliced from 9 exons. The record is from RefSeq and is a predicted model, not a curated record.